Molecule: messenger RNA, 1584 nt
Organism: Pocillopora damicornis (cauliflower coral)
Lineage: Eukaryota; Metazoa; Cnidaria; Anthozoa; Scleractinia; Pocilloporidae
Product: transmembrane protein 187
Cellular component (GO): transport vesicle
Source: RefSeq, a predicted model, not a curated record
AUGGCAGGGGUUAACUGGAUUUUCGUAUCAGUAGUGAACUGAUAAUGUUGUUGUCGUCCUCUCUUUACGUUUUCUUUCCUCUAGUAUCGGCCUUUGGUAUUGUGUGGGCUUUUACGAUCUUCGAGCGUGUUAAUGUUGAACUCGGACUGGAAUAUUAUGCAGAGAAGGGAGAUCCUUCUACGUUCCUUAAAAUGCCGGCUAAUGCCUCAGUGAACUUGGGCUAUUUACUGGUUGGAUUAUACUGGCUGUGGAAGAUACGUAAAUUAGAAAAGAAGUUGAAAGAUCAAGCAUUCUUCUACUACUUGUUCUCGUGGAUGUCAGUGUUUUAUGCCUUAGUUCAAUUUGGACGGAUUGUGACACAAACGCGUUUGUUCGCUGUGAUUGAUCAAUGGUUUACGCUUCCUUUCUUUGCAUGGCUUGUUUGCUGGAACGAGUUUGUGUAUCGAGGACAAUGGAAUACUGGUCGUUAUCUAUUUAUUAUGCGAAUUUCUGUCUUAAGUUACUUUGCUGUGUUAUUUCACAAUAAGGGCUUUGAAGCAGUUCUCAGUCUUCAUAUCCUUGUUGCCCUGGUUUAUUCUCUGAGGACACAGUUAAAACCCGGUCUAGGGACUGAAACAUCGCUAAUGUCAAUGAUCCUUGCGCUCAUCUGCUGCACUGGGUUUGUCUGUUUAAAACUUGCGGAUCAUCAAUUAGCGCAGUACUCUUUAUUCCAAAGUUUCACUGGCCAUUUUUGGUCUAAGGUUUGUGAUGUUGGACAAAUCCACUUUGUGGCUGACUUUUUUAAAAAUUUGCACAUGCGACCCAAGAAUGAUAAAAGAGUCUCUUAAGUUCUCAGCAAGAUAUGCUGGGAAACUCUUCAAAUGGGCCUAGUGGCUAACCCUUUUAGUAAGAUUUUUCCCAUUAGCCCAAAUGAGAAAUUUCAGCUUGGUUGCUUUGUCACAAAAGAUUUCCAGAGCACAUACAAUGUUGUGAAAGUAGCCUGUUCCUGGCAGAUUCUUUCCAACCCAUUAUUUCACUCAUCCCCACUAACCUAUUUUUAAGUUCACUCCAAACUCACUAGGUAAAUUUUCACAAGUGAUACAAACAGCUUGUAUAGUGAUCAAUCACUAUCUGGGUGAUAACAGAAUACCAACACAUCCUUGUUCACAAGAGACUUGUCAAUCCAGUGGAUACCAACUUGUUUCCAGUGUUUGCACCAUCACAGAGAGGUGUUUACCUAUGGAAGCAUUUACUGUAGAUAUGAUCACUAAAGAUAUUCAUGGCAUCAUGGAAAAAAAAUUAAAGUAAAAAAAAAAAAAACAAGCAGACACAAAUAUUUGAGAGUUAUAUGAAGAAAGUAGUCUUUUAAUGGCUGUUGGGACAUCUACACCAUCUAGUCAAUUUGCUAAUUUUCAUUAAUUGUUAUCAUUGUUUAAAAUACAAUGUAAGACAUCUGUUGCUAAAAAUCCUUAGUUAUCUCAACUCUGAAAGUUUCAUCACUUAACACUGAAAAAACACUCCUAACAUUUCUACACAUUCUACAAUGGUGCUCCUAUUUAACAUCAAUAUAAAAUUUGAAAUAAUUUAGUUGUUGGGAUUCUAUUU